Messenger RNA from Drosophila bipectinata, 1767 nucleotides. It is a transcript of the gene Atg101, whose product is annotated as autophagy-related protein 101. Gene Ontology annotation, cellular component: phagophore assembly site. Gene Ontology annotation, biological process: autophagosome assembly; autophagy. Lineage: Eukaryota; Metazoa; Arthropoda; Insecta; Diptera; Drosophilidae. The record is from RefSeq and is a predicted model, not a curated record.
UCUAAAUCCAAACUUAAUCCAAUCAAAUCAGUAAUCGAUCAGCAGUAGAAUACUAAACUAGUAGCGUUAACCAACCAAGAGGCGCCGUUCCAAAGCAAAAGCUUAGAAACCGAGGGGAACAGAACGGAUCAGAAGUAGGAACAGAAGCAGUAUAGGAACUCCCAGAUCGGAGUUGUAAGGGUAACUCUAGUGCUAGAGAAUAAGUAAAGUUAAGAGCACGAAAUCAAAAGGCGACAGGAGAGAUCACUGUACAUAAACGCGCACGCCCACACGCCUACACGCCCACUCGCUACGUUAAAUCCUAGGAUCCUUAGCCACCAUGAACGCCCGAUCGCAAGUCUUCGAUCUGACCAUGGAGGGUCGCCAGGUGGACGAGGCGGUGGCCACCAUCUUCCACACCGUCCUCUUCCACCGCUGCCUGGGCAAGUACAUGUACACGGGCGACGCCCAGUACUCCAUCGGCACGGUCGGCUACACGGACGUGGACUGCAACUUCAUCGACUUCACCUAUGUGUGUUGCACCUCCGACAGCCUCACCCACAAGGUCAAGCGGGCCAUCAACUCGUUCAGCGAGAAGCUGCGCUCCAACGAGAGCUGCGGCUCCGGCCAGAUCAGCCUGGAGUUCUUCCAGAAGAAGAAGACCCGCUGGCCCUUCCCCCAGGAGUCGAUACCGUGGGAGGUCUGGACCGUGCACCUGGACCUGAUCAAGCACGAGAACGAGGACGAGCGCCAGCUGUGCCGGGAGAACGUCUCGGACCUGCUCUCGGAGAAGGUCAUCUACAUCACGGAGCUGAUGAACCGGCACGACUACGUGCCCAAGACGCCCAGCCAGAGCGAGCUGGACCUGAUCUUCGACACCUCCUUCCCGGACGUCCAGCCGUACCUGUUCAAGUUCGACUACUCCACAUCCGGCUCGGCGGCACCGUCCAUGGGCAAUGCCAUGAAGAAGAUGAUCAAGGAGACGCUCGCGAUGUGACGGGCUGGCGAAGGAUCGGAAACGGAUACCUCGGCUCUAUCUUUAAUGGCUAUUCGUGUUUUUAGAUAUUUUUUGUAGCUUUUUUCCAUUAUUGUGUUAGAUGUUCUGAUGCUAGGGUAAUAUUUAUUUGCCAGCCGGUCUAUUAACUUUGAGUAAUCUAUAGAUGUACAGCGGAAGCCCGCUACGCGGAUGGUAGGAUGUAGAGCUUUCAGACGGGGCUGCUCCAAAGUGAGCAGGACGGACGGACUCGGCGAGAGGCAGACAGAGACGGAGACGGAACUAGUGUUCCGUAACGCCAGAUCCUAGAAAGUAACGCCAGCAUAUAAAGUUCCCCACCAAAUCAGCUUGCAAACGUUUCAAACAGGAGCUCUGAUCUGUCAGUAGAGCGGCGGUGCCACACGGUAGACACCGUACGGACACAAUGCAUAUAUGUUUAUAACGUGUUAUUCGUAAAAGCCAGUGUAAAUAAAUGAGAAAUCGAAAAUAUAUAGUAUGUAUAGAGCAUGGACGGACGGAGGAGGGUGGUUGAGGUCUGAACCGACAGACGCAGAAGCAGACGCAGAUGUAUGUAUAACAGAUUGUGAUUGUACUUGUAGAGAUUAAAGAGAUAGUGGCGACUCUAUGCCUCCGUAGAGAUCAAGCAUAUGUGUAUCUGUGUAUCUAUAGAUGUGUACGUUGUAAAUCCAUGUUUAUGUGUAUGUCCAGCUAUAAACCUAAUCGAUAAAUGUACUUUAAAACCUAACUACUAUUGUAAACUCUCAAUCUAAGCAGAAUAAAUCCCUUGAAGCACA